AUGCUAUCAAAAUGUAAAAAUAGGCUAGCCUCGAAGUUGGGUAGAAAAAUGUACAUUGGUUUAGGGUCCCUAGACAAUAGAAAUAAGCUUUAUAGUGACAUAAGUCAUAAUGUGGAUGAGGAUAGGGUUGAUAGUAUGGAUGAUGAUUUUAAUAAGGAUAGAGUUGAUAAUGUAGGUGAUGACUUAAAUGAUGAUAAGGUUAUUGAUAUGUAUGAGGUUAGGAUGGAUAAUGAUGUUCUUAAUAAGGAUACGUUAGACAACGUUGUUAGUUUGGAUCACAUUAGGGUGGAUGGAGAUAGGGUUGACAUGGUUGAAAGUGUUGAUAGUAUGGAUGAGAUUUAG
Messenger RNA from Dovyalis caffra, 342 nucleotides. NCBI's taxonomy places the organism in Eukaryota, Viridiplantae, Streptophyta, Magnoliopsida, Malpighiales, Salicaceae. The record is from the annotation of a GenBank genome assembly.